This is a messenger RNA of Manis pentadactyla (Chinese pangolin), 6858 nucleotides long. Its product is annotated as bifunctional heparan sulfate N-deacetylase/N-sulfotransferase 4. The transcript has 14 exons. Bases 674 to 3292 code for a protein of 872 amino acids. Gene Ontology annotation, molecular function: deacetylase activity; heparan sulfate N-sulfotransferase activity. Gene Ontology annotation, cellular component: Golgi apparatus. NCBI's taxonomy places the organism in Eukaryota, Metazoa, Chordata, Mammalia, Pholidota, Manidae. The record is from RefSeq and is a predicted model, not a curated record.
ACCACAGCUCAACGAGAAGCACAGCGCAGUGGCAACGGCAGAGCAGGAGCAGCUGGAAUCCCGGUGAUUAAAUAGUUCUCACAGCCUUUUUUCUGUACUUGGUCCGCUCCCUGGUGUAAUUCUCGUAUCCAAGAAGGAAGCUGCAUUUUAACGGUGUGCUGAACAGAGGUUUGAAUCAUUCCAGCUGGCUGCUUGUUUUGAAAAGGACAAUGUGUAUAUAAAUAAAGAGAGUCUCUGCUGGAAGAGUUCAGAUACUAGGACUGGAGCUAAAGAGUGCUCUCGGAAUAUUGUUGAGGCAGAUCGCAUGAACUGAAAGCUCCUUCUAAUUAACCUGGAGCCAAGAGAAUCUGCAUACUGGAUAUCUCAUUUUCUAACUCGGGAUAAAUUCAAGUUAGGAAAAGAAAUAAAAAACUGAAAUGCUUCUCUAGAUAAUGUUUAAAGGAUUCUGCAACAAUCUCUGGUAUUGGACAUACUCAAUAUCUCUGCAACUUUUAUUCUCCUGGCCCUUUGCCUUCCAGUUUUAACUUGCUCGUGAUCCCUUCAAACAUUUUACAUGUUUUGCAAUGGUUACAUGAACUUUUGGGAAGUGAUAUUUGCACCAUCUUGUACUUUAUUCACUAUGGCACUUUAGGAAAAGAAAUUGGAGAAAACAUCCAAAGCAGUAUUUUAAAAAAUGAAUCUUACUGUGAAACUUCGGAGAAGUUUUCGAACACUGAUUGUUCUCUUAGCUACCUUUUGUUUGGUGAGCAUUGUCAUUUCUGCCUAUUUCCUCUACUCUGGCUAUAAACAGGAAAUGACACUUAUUGAAACCACUGCAGAAGCAGAAUGUGCUGGCAUAAAAAUUCUACCUUAUCGGUCAAUGGAGCUGAAAACAGUUAAACCUAUCGACACAUCCAAAACUGAUCCUACUGUCCUCUUAUUUGUGGAGAGCCAAUACUCUCAACUCGGUCAAGAUAUUGUAGCUAUCUUGGAAUCCAGCCGAUUUCAGUACCACAUGGUUAUUGCUCCUGGCAAGGGGGACAUACCUCCUCUUACAGACAGUGGCAAAGGAAAAUAUAUUUUAGUUAUUUAUGAAAAUAUUCUAAAGUAUGUCAGCAUGGACUCAUGGAAUCGAGAGCUUUUAGAAAAAUACUGUGUAGAAUACAGUGUUAGUAUAAUAGGUUUUCAUAAAGCCAAUGAGAACAGCUUACCAAGUACACAAUUAAAAGGCUUUCCAUUAAACCUUUUCAAUAAUCUAGCUCUAAAGGACUGUUUUAUCAACCCUCAGUCACCUGUGCUACAUAUUACCAAAGCCCCCAAAGUUGAGAAAGGCCCUCUUCCAGGGGAAGACUGGACGGUUUUCCAAUACAAUCAUUCAACCUACCAGCCUGUGCUUUUAACUGAAUUACAGACAGAAAAAUCCCUUUCAUCCUUGUCCAGUAAACCACUCUAUGCGACAGUAAUUCAGGAUCUGGGGCUUCAUGAUGGAAUUCAGCGAGUUCUUUUUGGCAACAACUUAAAUUUUUGGCUACACAAGCUCAUCUUCAUAGAUGCCAUCUCCUUCUUAUCAGGGAAGAGGCUGACAUUGUCCUUGGACAGGUACAUCCUUGUGGACAUUGAUGAUAUCUUUGUUGGGAAGGAAGGAACAAGGAUGAAUGUCAAAGAUGUGAAGGCAUUACUAGAGACUCAAAAUUUACUGCGCACUCAGGUUGCAAAUUUUACCUUCAACCUUGGAUUUUCAGGGAAGUUUUACCACACAGGGACUGAAGAGGAAGAUGAAGGAGAUGACCUUUUGCUUAGGUCCGUGGAUGAGUUCUGGUGGUUUCCUCAUAUGUGGAGCCACAUGCAGCCUCAUCUCUUCCACAAUGAGUCAUCUUUAAUUGAGCAGAUGAUUCUCAACAAGGAAUUUGCACUGGAACAUGGAAUACCUAUCAACAUGGGCUAUGCGGUGGCGCCACAUCACUCAGGGGUCUACCCGGUACACAUUCAGUUGUAUGCAGCUUGGAAAAAAGUCUGGGAUAUUCAGGUCACUAGCACAGAAGAAUAUCCACAUUUGAAACCUGCACGGUACCGAAAGGGCUUCAUUCACAACAGCAUCAUGGUCCUCCCUCGACAGACCUGUGGGUUGUUCACCCACACUAUUUUCUACAAAGAGUAUCCAGGAGGACCCCAAGAAUUGGAUAAAAGUAUCAGAGGAGGUGAACUUUUCCUCACAAUACUUUUGAAUCCAAUCAGCAUUUUCAUGACUCACUUAUCAAAUUAUGGGAAUGAUCGCCUAGGGUUGUAUACCUUUGUGAACUUGGCCAACUUCGUCCAGAGCUGGACCAACCUGAACUUGCAAACUCUGCCUCCAGUGCAACUAGCGCACAAGUACUUUGAGCUCUUCCCUGAGCAAAAAGACCCUCUCUGGCAGAAUCCAUGCGACGAUAAACGGCACAAAGACAUCUGGUCUAGAGAGAAAACUUGUGAUCACCUACCAAAAUUCCUUGUAAUUGGGCCACAGAAAACAGGAACAACUGCACUUUAUUUAUUUCUUCUUAUGCAUCCUUCCAUCAUCAGCAAUCUCCCAAGUCCCAAAACGUUUGAAGAAAUUCAAUUCUUUAAUGGCAACAACUACCACAAGGGAAUUGACUGGUACAUGGACUUUUUUCCUACCCCAUCCAACAUUACAAGUGACUUUCUGUUUGAAAAGAGUGCUAAUUAUUUCCAUUCAGAAGAAGCUCCUAAGCGAGCUGCAUCUUUGGUCCCCAAAGCCAAGAUCAUCACCAUCCUCAUCGACCCUUCAGAUAGGGCAUACUCUUGGUACCAGCACCAGAGAUCACAUGAAGACCCAGCUGCCCUGAGGUCUAAUUUCUACGAAGUGAUUACAACAGGACAUCGGGACCCAUCUGACCUAAAAACUCUGCAGAGGAGAUGCCUCAUACCUGGCUGGUAUGCAGUCCACAUAGAAAGAUGGCUAACUUACUUUGCUACUUCUCAGUUGCUAAUUAUUGAUGGACAGCAGCUGAGAUCUGACCCAGCUACUGUGAUGGAUGAAGUCCAGAAGUUUCUGGGAGUUACAACUCAUUAUAAUUACUCUGAAGCACUAACGUUUGAUCCCCAAAAGGGUUUUUGGUGUCAACUGCUAGAAGGUGGGAAGACCAAAUGCCUUGGAAAAAGCAAAGGCCGAAAAUAUCCACCCAUGGAUCCAGAGUCUAGAACGUUCCUCUCUAAUUACUACCGAGAUCAUAAUGUGGAACUGUCAAAACUGCUACAUAGACUAGGGCAGCCUUUGCCCUCCUGGCUGAGACAGGAGCUACAGAAAGUGAGAUAGCACUGGAGACAAGAACCAAGGCUCACGAAGUACUAUUACUAUUAAAUAGAAGAACAAACCCCACACUUUUCUUCCCUUAAUGCACUUGAGAUUGUCAACAGAGGACUGUGUGAAUAAAUUUCCUUCUAUCAUUUUUCAUAAAAUGAAAAUUGUCAUAUAUGCACACAUUGGCAGUUACUACCAUCAACCUAUGUGAGCUGUCGGGGUGUAGUGUGGGGUUUGUGGUGUUACCCAGUUUGCAGUGUGGGGAUCAUAACACAAACCAGUUCUCCUCUGUUAACCACAAAGGUUCAGAAACUUUGUGUAUGACUGGGAACCCUGAUUAUAUGCAGUUGACAAAUGAGAACCUUGAGGAAAAGAUAAGGAUUGAGAUUAUCUGUAAAAGAAAUUGGUAGCAACCCAAUAUCUGGAUUAAGGGCUUACAUUUUCCCUUUGCUAAUUUAAAACAAUUGUUUUUGUUAGGAAAAAAUAUUAUAAAACCCCAUACUCUUAUUUUAAGCAGUUGUUAUUUAUCAUAUUUAGCCCACAUAUAUUUUCUCUGUCACUCCUCUUUAUGAAUUUCCUUAACUUGCUAAAAAAGUAGUGAAGUUGUGGCCCCCCAGGUUUUUUGUCUGCUUUCCUCUUGUAGGAGGGGAUGAUCUGAAAGUUUCCACAUUCACUGAUACUACUGUUUUCUCUGGCAAGGCAUGCCAUUCCCAGUGAAGUUUGCAUUAUGGUACCAACAAAAUCUGUCAGAGAUUUUUGGGAAAAAGGAAUGAAAGUAUGCACUCUGUAUAAUAUUAACUAGUCUGUGUAAGGCCAUCUUUACAUGGGUCCAAAACUUUACCAUACAAUUAACCUAGGUAUUUUCAUUGACAAUGAUAUAGUAUUUAUAUAUUUUUUCACUAUCCACAUGAGAAAAACUUUACUGAUAAGAUACAUGGAGUGAAACGCCUAUAUGUGUUUAUAGGUAAAAUGACACACUUAUGCCUUCAAUGCAGUAGAUGUCAAUCAUUUUAAAGCAUGGAUUUUUAUAUAUGCCAGUACAUGUACUAUUGCAGAAGAUUGUUUUUAAUGCCUAUUUAACAAAAGAAAUAUAAUCUAAAACUUAACUCUUUAACCAUCACUAAUUCUCUAACCUAAAUUCUAUUUCUCAACCAGGCCAUGCAAAAAUUAAUUUCUAGAGAAGAUUGAUGUUCUUUCUUAGAGUUAUAAGUUCCUUUCCUAAUGGAGGUUAUUGUCAUUCUGGUUGGAUUUUUAUCCCAUUUGUCAAUGAAGGUAUAUUAAAGCUUUGUUAAUCUUCUCAGUGAUACAUGAAGGUAAAAUUUCAACAGAACAGUAAAUCAAACUGGCUUUCAUAACAUUAUCUAUAAAUCCAUCCUUCCUGCAGAGUAACUUUUCUAUAGGCUUUAAGUAACAUUACUUUUCCCUAUAAUUUAAGAAAUUACAUGUGACAUAAUUCAAUGUCUUCAAAAAAAACUGAAAAUCCUUCUUUUUAUUUUUGUUUGUUUUAUGUUGUCUUAAGCAAGCAAAUCAAAUCAAACAGAAUCAAGAAUUUUUACAUAUUUUAUUUCAAAAUUCAACUUUGGAAUUAUUCAGUAGACCCUUGAACAACACAAGUUGGAGUCCAUUUAUACAUUAACUUCUUAAGAAAAAAGUAUUGGAAAACUUUUUGGAGACUUGUGACAAUUUGAUAAUAUAUUUUCUCUAUCUUACUUUAUUGGUAAGAAUACAGUAUAUAAUACAUAUAUAAAAUAUGUAUGAGUCCACUGUUUAUGUUAUCAGCAAGGCUUUUCUAGUCAACACAAGGCUGUUAGUAGUUAAGUUUUGAGGAGUCAAAAGUUAUACACAGAUUUCUGGCUGUGGGGGGGGUGGGGAUGUUAGCACCCCUAACCCUGUGUUGUUCAAGGAUCAACAGUGUUUCAUUAAGAUUUGUGUUUGUUUUAUUUUAUUUGUUUUAUUUUCCCACUGCAUCUAAAGACUCUUGAUCUUUUCAGAAAAUAUAAUAUUUUGUGGGGGCAUGAGUUAAUACAAUCACAAACUAUUACUUCUGUGGUUUCUUUUAACUGUGACUCCAAUUCUCAAUCUUAUUGUUACUUAGUUGAGCUUUACGGGAUAGAAUUCCAUUAAGAACACUAAAAUCAUAAUAAUUGUUUACUUAGAGCUCUAAUUUUUAACUAAUUUGUUCACUAGUUUCCUCCAGUUUUUAUUCUGUUUUCUUUCUUGAACUAGAGAUUAACUUUUUUUGUACUCAAGUAGGAUAACAGAGAUAUUUAUAGAAGGGGAGACAUUUUUCAUAUUAAGCAAAAUCCACAUGACUCAAAUUCUAACUUAUCAUUGAAGUUUUGAAAAUGUAACUCAUUUUCUGCAUUUUCUUAUUUUUUUCUGAAGAGUGUACACAGUACCACCCACCUAUCUACAAAUAUCCAAGAGCAGAAUUCCCCCAAAUUCAACUAAUUUCUUCAGCUCUUGUUCAGUUCAAUCAGUGUAUACAUUUUUCUUACUAAGAUUGAUGAUGAAGACAAUAAAAUAAAUUUCAAUUAUGUAAUUCAUUUUCAUCUUACAGUAAACUGCUUAGAAAAACUCUAGAUUUUAGAAAAUUAUAAUAAAUCAGGGAAAUUUUCAGUUUUAAUCACACCUUGAUUUUCCCAAUUUUUAUCCACUGGCUACUUCAGAAUUAUUGACUCAAGAUUUAAUAUAUGCAUUUUCUAAAUUUUAAAUAAGUUCUAUCUCAUGGUUGAAUAACAUACUAUUUUAAAUUUUAAAGAACUUCUUAAAAUCUUUAAGCAAGCCAGGGUUUUCCUUCUUUCCUUUUCUUUAUUUCAGUUGCCUAACACAAAUAUAAUCGUUGAUUAUUUCACAUUAAGAAAGGCAGGAACAAUAUUUGAUUAUAAGCCUACAUCAAAAUAUAGUAUAUAUUUGUCAAAUAUGAGUCUCUAAAAAUUAUAUUACAAAUCUCAUUCAAAAACAAAUUUUGUUUGUUUUUAACUACGUUCACAAAAUGAAUUUAAUAAGCAACAAGAAGAAUACUAGUGAGAAAAAUUAACACCUCUACUACUGUGUUUUUUUCUGAAAAAGAAAAGUUUUUCCAAUGAGAUUUUAUUUGCCUGAAUUUUAACAAACUAAUUUACAUUUAACUCAUAUGGCUUUCAUUCUUCUAUCUCACUGUUUUAUUAUGAUAUGAAGUGGUCCAUUAACCAUGCAUUUUUAUUUCUUUUUAGUUACACAAACAAUUUACAGUGGAAUAAUAUCUGAAAAGCCUGUUUUGGGUGACUAGAUAGCAUAUUAACCGUUUGCUUGAUGGAGGUACCUCAAAAAUAAUGCUGGCCAAAGAUUUCAGAAAGAAAGAAGUCUAGUAGUCUUGCAUAUAGAAUUUUCUCUCAACUACAGGAACACCACUUAGCCGUGGGUACCUCUGUAUACUCAACAUAUGUAUAUUUAUGCAAAUGAGUAUUUUCUUGUGUGAGCCAGUGAGGUGGGUGGCAAAAGGAGAACUCUGCAUUUACUGAAAUUGUUAAAUAACUAAUGUAGUACAUGCAUAACAUAUCUUUGGUUCUCAUUUCUUUAGAAUAAAUAUUACUGCUGGU